AUGGCUAAAAACGUGUCGACUUUGCCCGUGGACUCAAAUGUGGAGUCCAAAGAGGCCAAAGCUGGCGGAAACCUGGCGCACAAGGCGUAUUCCGAGAUGGCUGGGACCAAAGCCGAAAAAAGACACUCGAAUGUGUCCAAUUCCGGGUCAAACAAGGAGAUUUUGGUGGCUUCCAAUGCGCAAGGUGUGAUGAAACUGCCUGUACCCAAUGAUUUCGGCACUGUGGGCCCUGCACCGCUGGAAAUUACGGACCCUAAACAGUUUAGAACAGCACCGUCCAGAGACAUCAAUCUGCACGACACGAGUAUCGACAGAGCUGCGUACGAAGAACGCGAGCGUAGCAUCAAAAAAAUAGAGGAAGCCUUGAAAACGGGCAAAUCAGACAGUGCGUAUCCGUGGAAAUCGAUUGGUGCGUUUUUCGGUAGCGGUCGCGGGCCGUCCAACGCAGACAGUGGUGCUGUGAAAGCUUAUAUCACUGAAAAGUUCUAUAACGACCUGUACUAUAACAUGGCAGGCAUUGUCGGGACGUGCUACUUCUCGUGGCUGUUGGCAUACUGGCGUUUUUCGUGGCUGGCGUUGUUCGUGGUGUUUUUUUGCGCGGCGUCCGUCUAUAGGACGGAGUUUCGCCGUUUCAACCGUAACAUCCGCGACGACUUGACCAGAAUCGUGGUGGAGGAGACCCUCUCGGACCGUAAGGAAUCAACCCUGUGGCUGAAUUCGUUUUUGUCCAAAUUUUGGGUCAUCUACAUGCCCGUGCUGUCGCAACAAGUGAAAGACAUUGCCAACCCACAAUUGGCCGGCGUGGCCCCGGGCUACGGAAUUGACGCCCUGUCUCUGGAUGAAUUCACACUGGGUACAAAAGCACCCACGAUUGACGGCAUUACCUCGUACACCAAGAAGGGCAAAGACACCGUGGAGAUGGACUGGGAGUUCUCUUUUACCCCCAACGAUGUAUCCAGCAUGACUCCAAAGGAGGCAAAGGAGAAGAUCAACCCCAAAAUCGCGCUUGGCGUCACGGUGGGAAAAGGAUUUGUCUCCAAGUCUCUUCCUGUUCUUGUUGAGGACAUCAACUGCAAAGGUAGAAUGCGUUUCACCAUCAAAUUGGGGCCUGCCUUCCCCAAUAUCAAGAUUGUCUCACUCUCUUUGCUGGAGCCUCCAUUCAUUGACUUUGCAUUGAAGCCGGUUGGUGGUGACACGUUGGGCCUGGAUAUCAUGUCCUUCUUGCCUGGCCUUAAGACAUUUGUCAAGACUAUGAUCAACUCUAAUGUGGGUCCCAUGUUGUAUAAUCCUCACAAAUUGGAUAUUGACGUCGAGGAAAUUGUUGCCGCUCAAUCCAAAGAUGCAAUUGGUGUUGUAGCGGUCACCAUUCAUUCUGCAGAUGAUCUAAAAGGCUCUGACUUUCUCGGAAACACCAUUGAUCCCUACGUUGCUCUUACCGCCGAGAAAGGAAACAUUGGCGAAACCACCAUCAGAACCUCAGUCAAGUCCGAUACCAAGUCGCCCCGCUGGAAUGAGACGAAAUACGUCCUUGUUAACAGUCUCGACCAAAAGCUGUUCUUCAGCUGUUAUGAUUUCAACAGUACUCGCAAGGAUUCCCUGAUUGGGAAGGCUGAGUACAAGUUGAGUCAACUGUUCCAAACAGCUGCAGUAACAGGACAGAGUGCCAAACUAGUCUCAGGUGGAGGCUCAAGAGGAAUACUCAACUACGAUCUUCACUGGUUGCCUGUUGUGAACGAAGAGGUAAGCAGUGGUCCACGAAAGGAAGACAAAAAGGAGGAAGAAGGGUUGGAAAACGAAGAACAGGAAGAAGACGACGGGGAAGCUUUUCAGUCGGAAUCUGACGUCGGUAUUUUGAAAGCCACUUUCCACAAGGCCAAGUUCCUGAAAGCUUCUAAAACUCUACAAGGUGCUUUGAGUCCUAGCGCAGAACUAUCGAUUGAUGGGAAGGUCGUAAAGAAAUACAGAACUUUACGUCGUAUCAAUGAGCCUUCUUGGGAAGAGUGUGUUGAAGUGCUUGUUCCAUCUAAGAAAAACUCUACUUUAUUGGUUAAAGUCUUUGACGACGGCAUGGCCGGCAAAGAGCUUCUAUGCGAGUACUCUUCCUCGAUGGCGGACAUUCUGGCUGUUGCCGAAGCAGGGCAAAGAAUGCUGAAGGCUUCACCCCAGGGUGAACUUUACUUCUCUGCCGUUUGGAAGCCCAUUGCCAUGUCAGGAGCAUUCGCACCGGCAAAUGCUGUCCGCGACCCCUUGGGUGUGGUAAGGCUACACAUCAAAGACGCCAUGAUUGACGAAAAUCUUUCUGGCGUGGGCGAUAUUGAUCCAUACGUCACUGUGUCACUGAACAAACAGGUCACAUACAAGACCAAUUAUUUUUCAGACAAUCGCGAGCCUCACUUCAACAAUGUCGUAUACGUUCCCAUAACAUCCGAGAGUCAGUCAGUUCUUCUAAAUGUGAUGGAUUAUCAAAAAGUUGGUAAAGACCGAAACAUUGGAUCUUACACAAUACCAGUGGACAAGGUUAUGCAAAAGGAUCCUAAGACGAACAAGUAUGUUCCGAUUAAAAAGCCCGAAACAUCGCAAUGCAGAUUGCUUGGUAAAAAAAUGAAUUUGACGAAGAGCUUCAUCAAUGUCGAGAUGUCCUUCCUGCCUGUGACUCAAGUUUAUAGUCCGGACGAGCUUGUUAAAGUUGAGCAGCUCGAGGCUAAGAUCAAAGAGAGGGAGGACAAGUUUGCUAAAGAGCAAGAAAAGCUAAGACAGGAGAUGGAAGCUCACCCAGAUCAAUAUGAAGUGGUCGAGAUGGAAGUCGAAGACGAAAGUAGCAAGUCUAUCAAGAAAAAGGAAAAGUGGCCCGUUGAAAAAAUCUUGAGCGUCAAUUCAGGUGUUUUGGAUUAUCAAGUUCUAAGGGGUAAGCUGUCAAGGCAGUCUGCGCAUCUGCAGGUUCUGUUUGACGACAUAGCAACUCCCGCUUCCACUUCAAUGAAGUCUAAAGCUGGUGAAGUUGUGCCAGACAGCGGAUCUUGUUUCAUUCGUGAUCUAAAUCAUAGCCGUAUCACUUUUAGGCUAACCAAGAAUCAUGAGCCGAAAAACCUGGACGACGUUCUUGGAGAGCAAUCAUUCUCGGUCAAAGAGCUUUUGAAGAAAGGGAUCAAAGAGCCCAUCGCAAUCAAAGCCCAUGGAUCCGAAAUCGAGGUGCGCUUUUUGUAUACGCCAGCAGAAACUGACUUACCGCUCAAUGAAUCUAUCGAGGAUACAGGUUCUUUGAAGCUGAAAGUAAUAUCGGCGGACGAUUUGCCUUCACACGACAGAAAUAACAAAUCAGAUCCUUUCGUGGUCGUUAAAGUGGACGGAAAGAAGGUGGAAAAAACAGAAGUCAUCAAGAAGACUUUGUCUCCAGUAUGGAAUGAAAUUCUUGAAAUACCUGUGCCCUCAAGGUCUAGAUGCGAUGUUCAAUUGGAAGUUUACGACUGGGAUAGAACAGGUUCUAAUGACUUGCUGUGCUCCACCGCUAUAGAUGCUAAAAUGCUCGCUCCAGGUAAAACCCAUGACUUGAACUUCAACUUGGACCCACAAGGAACUAUCAAAGUGGAGGCGACUUUUACACCCGAAUACUUAUUCCCAGCUUUGGAUCCUGCAAAGGGGGGCUUGGCUGUAAAGCCAUUCAAGGCUCUUGGUGGCGUUGCCACUAUGGGUGUCGGUGUUGCAGGAGCAGGCUUAGGAACAGCUCAAAAUGUGGCCAGUGCCGGUUUCGGUACUGUCCAGAAGGGCGGGAAAUUUUUGAAAGGGUUCGGGAGUAAAAAAUCCAAAAAAGACACUCAAGCCCAUAGAAUUUCCCAGGACACCGAAGAACGUGACGGCAUCGACGCGCAAAAGGCUCCCAAGCUUUCUAUGGACUACGAUGUCACAAAACCUAACACAAGUUACGCAGAAGUGCGCAGUGGGAACGGUCCUGGUCAAGAAACAGCUGCCACCUCACCAAAAAACGGGGAAGGGUCGAGCGUCGUUGGCGCACCCGGCCCAAUCCACAAACGUUCCUCUUCUACGGCGAGCAGUUUUGCCCGUACCCUGGCGCCAAACGGUACUUACAAAGGUAAAGUAACUGUAAUUGGUGCUCAGGAGAUGGGCAAAGCAUCACUUCAAUUGCGCGUCUCAUUGGCACAGGGUGGGCGUAUGAAGCACAUGUACCGCACUGAAAGCCGCAAGACCAACUCUGAGGGUCGCGUAGAGUUCAACGAGAGUUGCGAAUUCAAAGCUUCUCCGGAUGCUAAUUUAGUUUUUGGCGGUGUUGCAACACACCGCUUCGGCAAAGACAUAGAGCUCGGCGUAGCUCAAGUUCAUCUGGGGGACGCUCAAAUUCAACAAGAUGGAAUUUUAGCGUUGAAGCUUGGAAAAGGAAACUUGCUCCUGAGGAUUGAAUAUGGUGAUAGCGACGUUCCGCCCGUUCCUGCUAUUCCGUCAGAAUACAAUAAUUAA
Messenger RNA from Lachancea meyersii CBS 8951, 4470 nucleotides. NCBI's taxonomy places the organism in Eukaryota, Fungi, Ascomycota, Saccharomycetes, Saccharomycetales, Saccharomycetaceae. The record is from the annotation of a GenBank genome assembly.